This is a messenger RNA of Knipowitschia caucasica, 930 nucleotides long. NCBI's taxonomy places the organism in Eukaryota, Metazoa, Chordata, Actinopteri, Gobiiformes, Gobiidae. The record is from the annotation of a GenBank genome assembly.
AUGGCGCGUGAGAGCAGAGCCGAUGCGAUGAGUAGCCCAUCUUCAGAUGCCUGGUCCAGUGAUGAGUACAAGCCUCCUCCUGGAAGCCCGUGCUCCUCUACAUUAUCCAGCAACGUUUCAGUAUUUUCUGACACAUCGUGUGCUGAAGUGUCUGAUGAAGAGGAGCUAGAGCCGACCUCCACAAAGGCCCAGAAAAACAAACGGACCAAGAGGACAGAUGCGUGUGCUGAAGUGUCUGAUGAAGAGGAGCUAGAGCCGACCUCCACAAAGGCCCAGAAAAACAAACGGACCAAGAGGACAGAUGCGUGUGCUGAAGUGUCUGAUGAAGAGGAGCUAGAGCCGACCUCCACAAAGGCCCAGAAAAACAAACGGACCAAGAGGACAGAUGCGUGUGCUGAAGUGUCUGAUGAAGAGGAGCUAGAGCCGACCUCCACAAAGGCCCAGAAAAACAAACGGACCAAGAGGACAGAUGCGUGUGCUGAAGUGUCUGAUGAAGAGGAGCUAGAGCCGACCUCCACAAAGGCCCAGAAAAACAAACGGACCAAGAGGACAGAUGCGUGUGCUGAAGUGUCUGAUGAAGAGGAGCUAGAGCCGACCUCCACAAAGGCCCAGAAAAACAAACUGACCAAGAGGACAGAUGAAGCUUCUAGAAACCCAAAGAAACCCUGGAGUGAGGAGGAGAGCCGUGGAGAAGAGGAUGGAGAAGUACCUGGCUCUGUGUGCUGUGCCUCACACAGGAGUCUGCAGCCCUCAUCAACAGAACCUGGAAGGACCUCAGACCCGGACCCUCCCCCUUCAGAGCUGCCGGUGCGACCCCAGCCCCAGUGUCAAACGCUCUCACACUCUGUCAGCUCCUCCUCACUGCUGAGUCGGCCUAAUGAGCAAGCCAGCGGGAACGAGCACAAGAGAGGGAGGCCUUUAAAGAUAUAG